ACCAACAUCCACCAACUCAUCUAGAAAAAGCACAUAUUCAGGCGGAGGAAAAUUUUCUCCUAAUCCAUACAUUGUCGCUGAAUGCCAAGGAAGAUUUUGUUUCCCUCCAAUCCAGUUCUACAAUAUCGGUAUCAUUUCGCACUCACCUCAGUUGCCUUUCUUAUCCACCUUCGACCCUACUAGACCCAAAUCUCAAACCACGCUUACAAAAUAUCUCCAAGACUCCAACGCUGAAAAUCUCCAUUUCUCCCCCAAUUCUCCCUCUAUCUUCCACCAAAUGUUACCAUCCAUGGAAGUCGGUUCAUUACGCGACCAAUGCAUUGCGCCUUUGGCAGUUUUCUCUAGGGUUUCAACCUCAGUCCGCAACUCCAAGAUCCCUAAACGCACCGUUUUGUUUCGAUCGAUUCGGCAAAGGAAUUUGUGCUCCGCGUCUAGCUCUGAGACUCUGGUAUCUAAUACGCGAAAGGAUGAUGAAAAGCACAGAGCUAUUGUUAGCAGUGGAGUUGUGAGCAAGAAGGAAGAGGAGCAGUUUGGGGAUUUAAAAUCUUGGAUGCACAAGAAUGGAUUGCCCCCUUGCAAAGUGGUUCUUAAAGAGAGACCUUCGCUCGAUGCCAAACUUAGGCCUAUUCAUUACGUUGCCGCCAGUGAGGAUCUUCAGGCCGGCGAUGUGGCAUUUUCAGUUCCGAAUUCGCUUGUUGUGACGCUUGAGAGAGUAUUAGGAAACGAGACUAUCGCGGAACUGUUAACUACAAACAAAUUGUCUGAAUUGGCAUGCUUGGCAUUGUAUCUUAUGUAUGAGAAGAAGCAAGGAAAGCAGUCCUUCUGGUAUCCAUAUAUAAGAGAGCUUGACCGUCAGCGAGGUAGGGGCCAGCUAGCUGUGGAAUCUCCACUUCUGUGGUCAGAAUCUGAAUUAGCAUACCUAACUGGUAGCCCUACUAAGGCUGAAAUCCUUGAAAGGGCAGAUGGAAUUAGAAGAGAAUAUGAUGAGCUUGAUACUGUCUGGUUCAUGGCUGGUUCUCUGUUUCAGCAAUAUCCAUAUGAUAUACCCACUGAAGCCUUUCCCUUUGAGAUUUUCAAACAAGCCUUCGUUGCAAUUCAGUCCUGUGUUGUGCACUUGCAGAAAGUCAGUUUGGCUCGAAGAUUUGCUCUGGUUCCUCUUGGGCCCCCUUUGCUAGCUUAUAAGAGCAACUGCAAGGCAAUGUUAAUUGCUGUUGAUGGUGCUGUUGAACUAGUGGUUGAUUGCCCAUACAAGGCUGGGGAACCUAUUGCUGUCUGGUGUGGGCCGCAACCUAACUCAAAAUUGCUUAUAAAUUAUGGUUUUGUUGAUGAAGAUAAUCCUUAUGACCGAAUUGUGGUAGAGGCAGCGCUCAACACUGAGGAUCCUCAAUAUCAAGACAAGAGAAUGGUUGCUCAAAGGAAUGGCAAAUUAUCUGUACAAGUUUUUCAAAUAUGUGUAGGAAAGGAGAAAGAAGCUAUCUCAGAUAUACUUCCUUAUUUGCGGUUGGGCUAUGUAUCAGAUCCUUCUGAGAUGCAAUCUGUUAUUUCUUCUUUAGGUCCAAUUUGUCCGGUGAGCCCUUGUAUGGAGCGAGCUGUGUUGGAUCAGCUGGUAGAUUAUUUCAAGAGACGCCUGGAUGGAUAUCCAACUAGCUUGAGUGAAGAUGAGUUCAUGUUGGCAGAUCAUAACUUGAACCCUAAGAAAAGAGUUGCUACUCAGCUGGUUAGAUUGGAGAAGAAAAUUCUACAUACAUGCCUGCAGUUAACAGUCAAUCUGAUAAACCAGCUACCUGAUCAUACUAUCUCUCCUUGCCCAGCUCCUUAUGCCCCUACCUUGAAAUAAAAAAAAAAAAAAGAAACAUUGAUUGCCUUGUGGAUAUAGCCAAAUUUGUGGAAAUUCUUUGCAAUGCUUGGGAAAAUGGGUUUCACUGUGAAAAUAUAGACCAGGUACAUUUGACUUCAUUACUGCUUAAUGCAUGGAUGAAGUAAGAGAUAGACAGGCCUUUUAAGAGUGAUAGUCUCUCUUUCAUGUUCCAUUCAAGUAAUUGGAAUUGAUUAACCCUUACCUUCUGAGUCCAUCAAUCUAUAUUCACACUUUUAUUCCAUCGCAUCUGGGGGUCAGUUAUAUGGGUCAUUCUGGAAAAGAAAGAAUUGAGAUACAGAAGGCAGACCAAUGGAGCUCAUUCUAUGGAUAGUUUGUUUGAUAUUCAUGAAAUGUUCACAAAAUUGUACAUAAAGAAUUGAUUUUGCCACGGAGACAGAUUUGUUUUUUUCGUAAUUUGUACUUGUUAGUCUUCAAUCUGCUCCUGUUUGAAUAUUUUGCAUGAUCUUUGUAAAGGCAUGCUAUAGUUUAUGUACAGUUUCCCUUGCAUUUUAGUUGUGACAACCAUACAAUGCAGAUAUUGGGAAAGUCUCCACUUAUAAAGUGAUAAUCAUGGGCUGAUCAA
Molecule: messenger RNA, 2441 nt
Organism: Jatropha curcas
Lineage: Eukaryota; Viridiplantae; Streptophyta; Magnoliopsida; Malpighiales; Euphorbiaceae
Source: RefSeq, a predicted model, not a curated record